Messenger RNA from Mycena indigotica, 768 nucleotides. RefSeq lists its product as uncharacterized. The record is from RefSeq and is a predicted model, not a curated record. Bases 1 to 768 code for a protein of 255 amino acids. Lineage: Eukaryota; Fungi; Basidiomycota; Agaricomycetes; Agaricales; Mycenaceae. The transcript has 2 exons.
AUGGCCGACACCGACACUCUCCUUCCCCUGUCCACCCGCAAAGCGUCUUUGGACGCUACGCCCGAUGAUGUCCAAUUCUCCUCUGACAACGGCGACUACAGACCCGUCUGGACCCUCGCGGACGUCGCUCCUGUCGUGCUCAGAACCCUGUUUGGCGUGCUCCCCACGUUCCUGGCCUUCUGUUUGCUUACCUCCCCUUCCAUUCCCUCCCCGACGCCGCCGCUGCGGGUCUCCGGCCUCCGCGUUGGCCCGAACUUCGUCUCCGCCGUCAUCGCCAUGUACAUCCUGACCCCGCUCUGGUCGCUCCGUGCUGCACACCCGCCGCGCGUGCACAUCACACAGUACUGCCUACUGUGGCUCCGUCUGCUCUUCCUCUCGAUUGUGUUCUGCCUAGACCCCACCGAGAAGGUCACAGAGAACAUAUUCUUGCAGCUCGGCGUCUUCGAGUUCUUCUGCGCAUCCUGUGCGAAUUCGCUAGCCAUACUCAGCCCAGGAGUCGACGACGGCACGCCCAAGCACGUGCGGGAACAUCGUCUCGUCCGUUCGGGGCUCACGACGUUCCUCAUCAGCCCCGCGUACUUCUGGGCAUUAAAGCUCCUGGUGCUGUUUUACACGGCCGCCCCUGGCCAUGGCCCGCCUGUGUCGGAUUGGGCGGCCUGCGCAGUCCUAGCGAUUAUGGCGGUGGUAUUGCCGGUGUUAAUGUGGGUGGAUCACUCGGCACUGGCGGCAGUGCCAGCAACAGAAAAAGACGUUGUUGCAGAUGUGUAA